Fonsecaea nubica is the source of this 858-nucleotide messenger RNA. Its product is annotated as diphthine synthase. The record is from RefSeq and is a predicted model, not a curated record. Gene Ontology annotation, molecular function: diphthine synthase activity. Gene Ontology annotation, biological process: protein histidyl modification to diphthamide. NCBI's taxonomy places the organism in Eukaryota, Fungi, Ascomycota, Eurotiomycetes, Chaetothyriales, Herpotrichiellaceae. The transcript has 3 exons. The coding region runs from base 1 to 858 and encodes 285 amino acids.
AUGCUCUACCUUGUUGGUCUUGGUCUCGCCGAUGAGACGGAUAUCACUGUCAAAGGACUGGAAGUUGUGAAGCGCGCUGCCAGAGUCUACCUUGAGGCAUACACUAGCAUUCUACACGUUGGAAAGGAUAAGUUGGAGUCAUUCUAUGGACGACCCGUAAUUGUAGCGGACCGCGAAAUGGUCGAGUCCUCCAGCGACGAGAUCCUGGAAGGAGCAGACAAGGCAGACAUUGCUUUCCUGGUUGUUGGUGAUCCUUUUGGAGCUACAACUCACACAGAUCUCGUCCUUCGAGCCCAUGAGCUCUCUAUCCCUGUCAAAUCUAUUCCCAAUGCCUCUAUUCUCAAUGCCAUUGGUGCAACUGGUCUCCAGCUCUAUAAUUUUGGCCAGACUGUCUCCAUGGUUUUCUUUACCGAGAAUUGGAGACCAGCCAGCUUCUACGAUCGCAUUCGAGAGAAUGCCUCAAUCGGCUUGCACACUUUAUUGUUACUGGACAUCAAGGUGAAAGAACAGUCACUUGAGAACAUGGCAAGAGGAAGAAAGAUCUACGAGCCUCCCCGGUACAUGACUGUUAUGCAGUGCGCCCAGCAGAUGCUGGAAAUAGAGGAUGAGAAAAAACAACACGUCUAUGCUGAAGACAGUUUGGCCAUCGGCUGUGCGAGAGUCGGUGCAGAUGACCAACAAUUUGCUUGUGGAACACUAAGAGAGCUAUGUGAUGUUGAUCUAGGCGCUCCGCUCCACAGCCUCGUGCUUCUUGGUAAAAGAGCGCAUGAGUUGGAGAAGGACUAUAUCAAAAAGUUUGCUGUAAAUGCAGAGACUUUUGAGCAGAGUUGGAAGAAGUACCAUGACAGGAGCCAGUGA